Molecule: messenger RNA, 1764 nt
Organism: Canariomyces notabilis
Lineage: Eukaryota; Fungi; Ascomycota; Sordariomycetes; Sordariales; Chaetomiaceae
Product: putative cystathionine gamma-synthase/beta-lyase
Exons: 3
Coding region: 1-1764 (587 amino acids)
Biological process (GO): transsulfuration
Molecular function (GO): cystathionine gamma-synthase activity; pyridoxal phosphate binding
Source: RefSeq, a predicted model, not a curated record
AUGAGCAUCAUUCCCUCACCAGAACAGCUGGCACUCGGCGAGCCACUGCCUCCGAAUGACCCCCAUGGCGUUAGCGUCAGCUUGCCCAAAUGGGCCGACACGGUCGGUUGGGCCACCCGUGAACCACGUGUCCUGAAGGAGAUGGCUACAGGGUACCCGCGCUUCUUCAUCCCUCGAGUCGUCGACCAUCUGGCUAUGCGGCUGUUGGAGAUAUACGAAUCAAGGCACAAGUCAAACUACUAUGGUAGCAGAAGGAAUACCGGCACGAGGCUCGCCCUCCUCCUGUCCACAGGCAACCAGGCUCGGCGUUGUAGAGAGGUCCUGAGCAGAUGGAGUCCAUUGCAUUCUGAUCCCGAUAUAAGCAUACGCACCGUUCGCUGGAACGACCGAGUGAAUGGCGUCCAGGCCACCGACCGGAUGAAUGGCGUCCAGGCCACCGACCGGAUGAAUGGCGUCGGCAAUGAGGACAUCAUCCUCGUGUCCUACCCCUCGGAGCUCGCUGCGGAAGCCAAAGCCUUCUGGCAGCACACGGGUUACGGAAUAUCCAGCAGGCGGGCGAGACACUGGCUGGACCACGCGCCAUUCCUGUCACCAAACCCCUGGUACCCUAAAGUCAUAGACGAUACGGAGACACGCCACCAGCUCGACCUGGCCAGAACAACACUGAAACAACGCAUCGCUGCAGGCCAUUCAUCCCCGUCUGACGGCAUCAGUGUCACCGAAGACGACGUCUUCCUCUAUCAAACGGGAAUGACCGCCAUUGUCGAGACCGCAGCCGCAGUCAAGUCGUUGCUCCGGUUCUCAGUUCCCGGCGCGCGCUCCCGGGUUGCCGUGUUCGGCUUCCUCUACGUAGACACGUACAAAGCCCUCGACCGCGUCCUCGGCUACACCCCAAUCCUCUACAAAUCCUCCCCCGCCGACAUAGACACCUUCGAAUCCCUCCUGACCACCUCCCCUCGCCACCACAUCGCCGCGGUAUUCACCGAAUUCCCCGGCAACCCCCUCCUGCAAUCCCCGGAUCUAUCCCGCCUCCACACCCUCUCACGAAAGCACAACUUUGUGCUCGUAGUCGACGACACGGUCGGAACCAGCGCCAACGUGCACGUCCUACGCUCCUGCGACGUCGUCUGCACAAGCCUGACCAAGAUGUUCAGCGGCGGGUGCAACGUCAUGGGCGGGGCCGUGGCCAUCUCCCCCGUGUCACCCUUCGCCGCGAAUAUUAAAGAGUCCCUUCAUGCCCAGCAGCAAGACGACGAGGCUGAAAAGAGUGCCUGGUACUGGGAGGACGUGCUCGUCAUGGAGCGCAACAGCCGCGAUUUCACCGAGCGCGUGCGCAAGGCCAGCGGGAACGCCCUGGCCCUGGCCGGACUGCUGCGCGCGCACCAACCGGCAAUUGUUAGAGAGGUCUAUUACCCCGCUGGAUCCCCGACGCAGGGGGUGUAUGAUGCGUACCGAGUGUCGGGGGGCGGCGGGUAUGGGUUUCUGCUGUCGAUACGGUUUGUGUCGCCGGGGAGGGCGGUGGCGUUCUAUGAUGCGCUGGAUGUGGCUAAGGGGCCGAGCUUGGGGACGAAUUUCACGCUGUGCUGUGCCUACACGCUCUUGGCGCACUAUAAGGAGCUGGAGUGGGCGGCGGAGUAUGGUGUUGUGGAGGAUCUGGUUAGGAUUAGUGUCGGGUUGGAGGACUGGGCGUGGUUGGAGGAGCGGGUUGUGAGAGCGUUGAGGGCUGCUGAGGCGUGUCGGGAUGAGGAACAGAAUGGGAGUUGA